AUAGGACAACAGUCGGUAGACAUUAAUGUAAAUGACAAAUCAAGUCAACAAUAUGGGACAGGUCAACAAAUUUUCUCUCAACCAAUUGUUGGGCAACAAAUUCAAGGAUCAGAAUUUUUUAAAUCGAAUUAUGGCGGUACAUCACAAUUAUUGGACCUAGGGGUACUAGGACAACAACCCACAGGAUAUAAUAUAAGAGCACCAGGUCAACAAAAUUUGAAUAAUAACAAAUAUAUUGGUCAGCAAAGUAUAGGAGUGUUUGAAAGUCAAAGCACAAUAGAAAAAAAUAUUAAUUUAAGUAGUACAGAUCAGUUACAAACUGAUGUUGACGGCUACCAAGGAAAUGUGCAUCAUAGUUACCAAACCUAUCAUGAUCAAUCAAUGAAAAAUCCAGCAUUUCAAGGACAACAAACUGUUGACUAUACAAGUGAUUUUGAUGGACACAAACCAAUAUACCAAAAACAAUAUGGAAAUACAGACUUUCAAUCAUCAAAAUUGUUGUCACAAACUGGACAAUUCUCAACAGGUAAUAAUGAACCUAUCAACUCUAAAUAUAAUAGUGUCUUCAAUAAGUUAGAUCAAUUGGAACAUGAAAUUCUUGGUGCAAAAAGCACAGUGAACAUAAACAAGGGCAAUGUUCAAACAGCCUAUUCAACUAACCAUAAUGUAAAAAGCAUGCCUGUGCAAACAAGUCAACAAGAGUCCCAUUUUUCAAAAACCAUAAAUGAAAACACACAAUAUAUAGAGCCAGAAUCUGAAACUUAUUCUAAAUCAUUAAAAAAAAAUUCAAAAUUAGUCGUACAACAAGAUACAAUUGAAAAUCAUCAGACUUUAAAUAAUGAUAAUUUCUCAGAAAAUCUAACUACACCAUCUUCAGUUUGGAGAAAAAUUGGAGAUAAAUUUAAAGGUACCAUUGAAAAUGCGAAAAACAAAGCCCAACAGUUAGCAACUAAUAUUAAUGAUAAAGUAGGCUUUUCAAGUAUAGCUGGAAAUCCAUGUUAAACAUUAUAACCCAUUGUUUAUAAUAUUUAAAUACCUAACAAUAUCUUAUAAGUUAUUUAAAUUUAUUUUUAAGUUUUUUUUUUUUUUGUUUUACU
Messenger RNA from Acyrthosiphon pisum (pea aphid), 1097 nucleotides. RefSeq lists its product as uncharacterized. The record is from RefSeq and is a predicted model, not a curated record. Lineage: Eukaryota; Metazoa; Arthropoda; Insecta; Hemiptera; Aphididae.